AGCAGGGUCUCACAUUGAGUCGUGUGCCGCGAUGGAGCUAAAGUGGAACUGCUGUGGAUUGAUGCUACUUUUGGCACUCUGCGCGGCUCAAGUGGAGUGUCGCAAACACCUGAAGGUGGGCAGACGUCAGAAUCCUCAAUCGAGCCAUCACAAUGUGCGGAAUGAACUGAAAUCACUGGCGAUAAAGCAUAAAAUGAAUGGAACUACAUCGGAAACAGUGAAAACGAAGAACUCCGCCUCGAGCGGCGCUAGUUUGGGCAAUGCCUUCAACACGGAAUACUAUCUGCCAGUGACAAUUGGCACUCCACCGCAGAAGUUCAACCUGCUAAUCGACACCGGCUCCUCGAAUCUCUGGGUGCCCUCCAGCAAGUGUGCGGCCACAGUCAAGUCCUGCGUGAGCCACAACCAGUACGACUCAGAGUCCUCCAGUUCCUAUGUGGCCAAUGGCACCGCUUUCACCAUCGAAUACGCCUCCAACUCUCAAGGUGGCGUGGCGCUCUCGGGCUUCCUCUCGCAGGACACCGUCACCAUAGCGGAUUUUGCCAUACAGAAUCAAGUCUUUGCAGAGAUCACCGACGAACCAGAGGCCUCGUUUCUGUCCUCUCCCUUUGAUGGAAUGUUUGGACUGGGCUACGGCAGCAUAUCCAUCGGUGGGGUUACUCCGCCAUUUUACAACCUGGUGGCCCAGGGGCUGAUCAAGCAUCCCGUCUUCUCCAUCUAUCUGAACAGGAACGGAACAAGUGCCACGGAUGGGGGAGAGCUCAUCCUCGGAGGCAUCGAUUCAACACUCUUCACUGGCUGUCUCACCUAUGUGCCUGUCUCCCAGCAAGGCUACUGGCAGUUCGUCAUGUCCAGCGCGUUGCUGGCUGGGCACAAUUUUUGCACGAAAUGUCAGGCCAUACUCGAUGUGGGCACCUCCCUCAUUGUGGCUCCAGCUGCCGCGGUAGCAAAGAUCAACCAAAUAUUAAACGUUCUCAAUCCGACAGACACGAGUGGCGUCUUCCUCGUGAACUGCUCAACGAUUUCCAGCCUGCCAACGAUGGUUUUUACAAUUGCACGAAACGAGUUCCCGUUGCAGCCAUCGGAUUAUGUACUGCAAUACGGGGAGAAGUGCGUCUCGAGCUUCACCAGCCUCGCGGGCAGUGACUUGUGGAUACUCGGCGAGGUGUUUAUGGGCGCCUAUUACACGGUGUAUGAUUUGGGCUACAAUCAAAUUGGAAUGGCCAAAGCACUGCAUUAAGUGGGCUUAC
This is a messenger RNA of Drosophila guanche, 1250 nucleotides long. RefSeq names its product aspartic proteinase A2. Bases 32 to 1240 code for a protein of 402 amino acids. Gene Ontology annotation, cellular component: lysosome. Lineage: Eukaryota; Metazoa; Arthropoda; Insecta; Diptera; Drosophilidae. Gene Ontology annotation, molecular function: aspartic-type endopeptidase activity. The transcript has a single exon. Gene Ontology annotation, biological process: proteolysis; cell death. The record is from RefSeq and is a predicted model, not a curated record.